Molecule: messenger RNA, 2339 nt
Organism: Phacochoerus africanus (Common warthog)
Lineage: Eukaryota; Metazoa; Chordata; Mammalia; Artiodactyla; Suidae
Product: skin secretory protein xP2-like
Exons: 3
Coding region: 13-1161 (382 amino acids)
Source: RefSeq, a predicted model, not a curated record
UUUUCUGUGCACAUGGUAAAAAAAAAAAAAAAAAAACCUGGGAAGAGGAAAUUACGGAAGACACUCAUCUGCUGCAGUUUGGUAAUGUGGGUGGUGAUGCUUCAAGAGCCGAGUUUGGGGGUGAAGGGGAGGGGACAGAAGGGAGAAACCACAGCCCUUCUGAGCUCAGCCGGCUCGACGCUGGUAAAGCGCAAGGCUGGUUCUCAGCCGCAAGCGCCGCUCGGCCGGAAGCCCAGGGGCCGGGAGGGGCCUCGGCGACACAGCCAGACGCGGCGACCCCGCCCUUGCGGGGUCCGGGCGCGGACGGGACGCGGCGGGCUGCCGGCCGGCAGAGCCCCGCGCGGGGAGGCCGGGCGGCGGAGGCCGAGGGGCCCGAAAGGGAGUCGCGUUACCUUGUUCAUCCCAUUGCCCAUGGCGGCCGCACGGUCUAGCAGCGCGGGCGCGGCGGCGGCAGGCGCACUGAGGGCAUGUCGGCGCGGGGCGGGGAGGAGCAGGCGGCGGGCGGGGAGGGCGGCCGCGCCCGCCGCAGAAACAACGCCAAGGGCCGGGACCGCCGGGGACGCCCGGGCCCCGCGGCCCUUCCGCUCCGGCCCCCGCUCCCACGCUCCCGCCCGCCGCCCCCGACCUCCCGGCCGCCGGGCAGAGGCACCCGAGCCCCGGCGGGCAGGACGCGGCCGCGCGCCCCCUCCCCCAGCCAGCCGGGCGCCCGCCCCGCGACCCCCCGGGGCUGGCAGACGCGGGGCCUGGGGGCCGGGCCGGGAAGGCAGGGCCGGGACCGCGGCUCCUCGGCGCACGCGCGCCCGCGCCCCCGCCCCGGCCGCGGCCGCCCGUUGGGCUCGGAGACGGGGCGGCGCCGGUGGUCACGCAGGCGCAGCCCCUACCCAGCGGGGCGUGUCGCGAGCCGCCCCCUCACCCCCGUCGGGGUCACCAAAACUCCCGGAGGCCUUUCCCCGGGGCGGCCGGGGGCCUGUUACCAGCAGUCGCCGCCCUGCCUUGACUGCCUGGGUGAAUCAGGUGCUAACCGGAGCCUGGGUCUUGCGGCUCCCCUGCCUGGGUUUUCUGAGUGCGACCGAUUUAGGCAGGGUGGGGGGAUUCCUGCGGCCCUGCCCCACCCACGAAGACCGAGAAGGCUCGCCGGGUGGAGAAAGGUGGGCUCGGUGACUCAUCUCUGGGAUGACCUAACCUCCCCAACCUGGCGGAGCAGCUGUCCGGACUCAGGCCUCAUACCGUGACUGUGGACGUCUAGUGUGCCCCCUUCUUCUGAUUAUAAACUGGCUCUGAGCCAUCCUGGAAGACAUGGGUAUCCAGUGGGCUGCUUGAAGCCAUGCAGCGCAGCGGGACUGUGGGGAUGGGUCCUUCGAUGACCUCGCCCUUUGAAAGACCACCAAUUUCCAGCCCUCCGAGCAGUAUUCUGACUAUGAACUUGUUUUCCUUCUUCUAUUUAAGAGGUUUGGGGACCUUAGAUCUCAGAGCACAGGCAUCCGGAGAGUGUGGAGUCGGAAAAACAGCAAGAGGAAUGAAUAUCCAGGGCUUCAACUUCAGAUCUGCACACCCAACAACUAACACAGGAGCAACUGCAACACAAGGUGUGCUCAGCUCACAGGAAGUCAGGGUGUGUUUCUCCUUCACCUCUCACACAGGCAGUACCCCUGGAAGGGAGCAGGGAAGUCUGAGGCAAAGCUCGGCCUGAUUCAUCGAUGCACAACUUGCAUACAGUACAGACCAGAACAAUGUCAGUCUAAAAAUGUUUGUAUUUGGCUUUGUAACGACAUUACUGUCUCCCCCCAUUAUGUCCCAAAAUACAAGGGAAUGCUUACCUGUGACACAUGGAGGUUCCCAGGCUUGGGGUCAAAUUGGAGCCACAGCAAUGCUGGAUCCUUAACCCACUGAGCGAGGCCAGGAAUCAAACCUGCAUUCUCAUGAGUACUACUCAGGUUCAUUACCGCUGAGCCUCGACAGGAACUCUCCCAGGACUUUUCUGCUGGGGCUUCUCUCUCCAACUGGAAGAAGCCAGCAGUGUAAUUUGCAUCUUUGGGGACCUUCGACAAGUUCACUAGAUCCCCGCCAGCCCAGUCAUCAUUCCCUUAACGAAACUUCAUUUAUCAGGUUGGGAAUACUGAGACCUCAGAUUUAAGCUAUACAACUUUGAGCAUUCUGUUGGUAACACCCAGAGCAAGUGUUAGAUUGGGGGAAGGAGGACUUUCUCUUCUUUUCUCAUGAGAAAUCACUUUGAGAUGGACAAAGGUUGAUCUUGGCCACAGUUUUUAAUGUUUUUUGUUUGUUUUGGUUCAUAAUAGUCUGCCUAAAGAUCAGAAUAAAGUGGGUAAUACUUUUUAAAA